UUAAAAUAUAACAUGUUUGAAGACAAAAGUGAUACAAAAAAACAUUUAAAUGAUGAUAACGAGGAAGAAGAAACAGUUGAAAACAAAAAGAAAAAAAAUUUAAAAGAUAACAGUAUUGAGAAGACUACUAAUGAUUGCAAAAAUGAUCCAUCAAAUUCCGAAGAAUUUAUGUUGAAAUUUUACCGGAGAACUACAAAUUCCGUGAUUAUCUUUUCACUUUUUAGUAUUUGCGUAGUAUUAAUAGCCAUUAUUUUCUAUAAGCCAACAGUGAUUCCUCCAAAUCAUUAUUAUGUAACUCCUGAAACGUUUCAACUUAAGAUAGAUAAAAUGAAUGAAAGGUUUUCAAAUCAAGAUGACAUAUUUUGGUUAAAGAUUAAAAAGCUUGGAUUUAGACACUUAAAAAGAGUGUUUAAAAAUGAUUCAAAUGAACAACAGCCAUUUACAAUGCUAAUAGCUGGUUAUGAUGGAACAAAUUUGACAAUGAAAUGCUUUUUAAAAGAUUUGGGAUUGGCUUUUACAGAUAAAAAUUAUAAUACUUUAAUUUCUGAAGGAACCAGCAAAGAAAGUUUAGAUAAACAGAUUCAGGAAAGUUUAAAUUCUCUUCAGAAGUAUGUUGUUGUGACAAAUAUUGAACAGAUGACUUUAGAAACAGCAAGCAUAUUCAUGAACUAUGCUGAUGAACACAUUAUUAGUUCUCAAAUAAGUUUUCCAAAAUCUACUAUUAUUAUGACAGCUGAGAUGCCAUUUUCUUUUCCUGAAAACAAUGCAAAUUAUAACAGAAUAAAAGAAGAGGAGAAAGUCAUGAAAUAUUUUGUUAAUGAGAUCUGGGGCCAUGAUAAAAAUAAAGCUUCACCAUUAUGGUCUCGAAUCGGAAAUGUUGUGGUUUUAUUAAAACCUGAAAAUUGGGCAGACAAACAGUGCAGUUAAACAAUUUUUUACAUGAU
This is a messenger RNA of Hydra vulgaris (swiftwater hydra), 944 nucleotides long. Lineage: Eukaryota; Metazoa; Cnidaria; Hydrozoa; Anthoathecata; Hydridae. The record is from RefSeq and is a predicted model, not a curated record.